AUGCCUUCGAGUUCACGUCCAGACGCCUUCAUCAGCUGGCUGUCCUCACUCUUCCGCUCUCACCCCCACACCAACGAAGAAAUCCAACUCACGCAACGCUCAAGCUAUCCUCCUAUAGUCGAAGUGGCUGCAGUGCGUGAUAAGCAGACUUUGGUUGUUGCUCGGGGGCCACAAUUCGAGAAGGCAAAACGAGCAUAUGAGCAACAAACCCAAUCGCACCGCCAAGCCCAGGCGUCAUCAUCGCACAAUCAACCUGCCGAUGCCUCAACAUCCACGACACCUUCUGCUCCAGUCCCUGGGUAUAUGCAAUGUGCUAACAAGCAGACCUGCUGCCUCGCUUGGCUAGAGCAGUACAUCCCGAUCUUCAAUCGCCAAUCGCCUGCGCACGAACCUGCAUUAUGUAAUACAACCGCGCUCAUUGUUGGUGACGAUGAGCUCAACAUAUCCCACUUCUUACUUCUUGAUAUCAUUUUUGCGACAAUCUAUACUAUGAUUUUUACGAAACCUCCCUUGAUUGUACUCGCUCCGUUGCAACCACGGAGCAUGUCGACAAUCCCAGUCGUUCCAGGGACCAGCAGUCUUGUUUGUGUUCGUGUGCAUUGGGUGAACGGGAGGUACGGAAGGGUUGCAGGAUAUGCAGAAGGUAACAGAACGGUACAGGAGUCCGGACGGUCGAAUGUAUGGCAACUACUGAGGGUAGCGCCAGCGAUCCUGAAGGCAUUGGAGCUGGCGGCGGAAUGGAAGGCGGCGCCUGCGAUGACGAGCUAUAUGUUCAUACUACGGGUAGAGGAAGAUUUGAAGGAAUCAUGGAAAUGA
Molecule: messenger RNA, 816 nt
Organism: Suillus subalutaceus
Lineage: Eukaryota; Fungi; Basidiomycota; Agaricomycetes; Boletales; Suillaceae
Exons: 8
Coding region: 1-816 (271 amino acids)
Source: RefSeq, a predicted model, not a curated record